GCCCCCAAGCAUCGCAUUAAAAUUUUGGUGCCGCUUUUGUGGCGUUCGCCAGCAGUCUCGAAAUUGUCACGGAUUGGAGACGUAUUGUCACUGCAAUCCGGGACAUGUUGCGGGGAAAUCGCGAAGGAAACUUUUCGUUGCUGAUACGGGCCGUGCUCGGAUUCCUGGUUGCGCUUUAGGUGUGUAUUUGGAACUCUCCGGUUAGGAGAUAGAAGCGAAGCAUUAGGGUUUGAUGUGGGAAGAAAGGAGCAAGGUUGAAGGAGCAGGAGUCAGCUCUGAGUAGUAUCGGUCCUGGACGAUAGUGGUAUCGCUUAUGAAUUCGAGGUAAUGGACGUUGUUGGAAUGUGAGAGUGUGAGGGUGGGAGAAGAUUGUUUCUUCAUAUUGCAUUCCCAUUUUAUAGGGAGGUGGUGGUUCGUUCUCAAGGUUUCCGAAGGAAACAGAGUCGUGGGAAGGGGAUGAAGGUGCGGAUGCAAUCGGGUUUGUAGAGAGGCGGGUGCGUAAAGUGUCGUCGUAGAUUCCACGAGCGAUAUCACAGUUCAAGCAGCUUGAGUGAGUAGUCUGCAUCGUUCAGUUGCAGGAAGUAGUGAGAGUGGAGAGUCCAGGAAGGCAAACUUGUUGGUUUUUUCUGUUGUAGUAGAGUUCCUGUUGGAUUGGAAGGUGGACUUCACACCAAGUAUUCUUAGCAGUACAGAUCUGAUUGGGGAAGGGUUAAGAAAGGAGCACUGGAGACUUGUGUUACUUUCGCCGGGAACAGUAGAACUCUGAUCAGCUAGUAAGAUUCAGGGAAGGAAGAAUCAACAGAGAUUGAAGUCUUUCUGGAAAAAAUGUUUUGGCGAGUACCUGGGUUAUCGACCACUUCUCCGGUUGAGUCGGUGCUCGACAAAGAUGUCUACACCCUGGAAGAGCUCCUGGAUGAGGAUGAAAUCAUCCAGGAAUGCAAAGCUCUUAAUAGCCGCCUCAUCAAUUUCUUGCGUGGGAAGUCUCAAGUUCAAGCGCUGCUCCGUUACGUAGUGGAGGAGCCACCGAAAGAUCCAGAUAGCAAGAGUCAAUUUAAGUUUCCGUUUAUUGCGUGCGAGAUUUUCACGUGCGAGAUAGAUGUUAUUUUUAAGACUUUAGUUGAGGACGAAGAGCUCAUGAAUUACCUCUUUUCUUUCCUGGAGCCUGAUCGACCACAUGGGACGUUGUUAGCUGGUUACUUUAGUAAGGUGGUCAUCUGCUUGUUAAUUAGAAAGACCAUCCCAGUGAUGCGAUAUUUACAAGCUUACCAAGAGGUAUUCAAGAAGUUGGUUGAUUUAAUUGAUAUUACUUCUAUCAUGGAGGUUUUGGUACGGUUGGUGGGUGCAGAUGAACAUAUAUAUGCCGUCCAUGUAGACUCAUCGCAAUGGCUGGCAGACACUGAUCUACUCGAAAUGCUUGUAGACAAACUUAGCCCGCAGCAUUCUUCAGAAGUUCAUGCAAAUACUGCUGAGACAUUAUCUGCUAUUACGCGUAUUGCUCCAUCUGCACUUGCUUCAAAACUUUCUAGUCCUAAGUUUGUGGGGCGCCUCUUUCACCAUGUGUUGGAAGACCCAGAGUCUAAGUCCACUCUUGUGCAUUCAUUAUCGGUUUGUAUAUCUCUCUUGGAUCCAAAGCGAGCCGCUAGUGUUGCAGCCGCAGGAGCCGCUCGUGGUCAGCAUUUGACGGAACCUGUACCGACUGCAAACCCAGAGACAGUUGAAGGCAUGCUACAAAGACUAGGCGAUUUGCUUGAAGUACUGGAUGUCUCGAAAGAUGAAAAGAUGUUGCCGACAACGUAUGGGCGGCUUCAGCCACCGCUGGGAAUCCAUAGGCUGAAGAUCGUGGAGUUCAUUGCGGUUUUGUUGAGAGCAGACAGCGGAGGCGUCAGACAUGAGUUGGUCAACUCAGGAGCAAUUCAACUUGUUUUGAAGCUAUUUUUUGAUUAUCCCUUCAACAACAUGCUGCAUCAUCAUGUGGAGAGUAUUGUAACUUCAUGCUUGGAGAGCAACAACCAAAAAUUGAUUGAUCACUUAUUUCAAGAUUGUAAAUUUUUGGAUAAAUUAUUGGCUGUCGAUGAGAAUCCUUACGCUCCUGACAGUCACGAAGCGCCAAAACCAGCAGUUAGUAAGUCACCCACAAGGAUAGGGAACAUGGGCCAUCUUACUCGUCUCGCUAAUAGGAUUAAUCAGGCCUCUACUUCGAAUGCUAAUAUUCAAGGUCAUGUACAGGUUAAUUCAAAAUGGAGUUCCUGGGUGUCAAAUGUUUUGCAGCAACGGAAUCUUAUUGAGAAUGUUUUUCAGUGGAGUUGUGGACGACCUACAGCUGUACAGGAUCGCCCUUUGGAUAGUGAUGAAGAUGACUUCAAUAAUAGAGAUUAUGAUAUACCGACUAUGGCCAAUAACAUAAACCGUGAGGUUUAUCGUUAUGGCAUGUUUGACAACGAUGACGCUGACGAGGGUCACGGGGCAAUGGAAAGAGAGGAGGACACAUCUUUUGACGACGAAUCUGCUGAGGUCAUUUCGUCGCUUCGACUUGGUGAAGAGCAAGACAGUGGUAGGGCAGACAAUAUGUUUGGCUCAAACACCAACUGGUUUGCGUUUCAAGAGGACUUUACAUGGUCAACAGAUGAGCCUCCUCCAACAUUCCAUGUAACUUCACUUUCUCAGAAUGAGGAUGGACCAGCUUCAAAUGCUCUCUCUCCUCAUAAUAGCAGUGGAGAUAGUAGCAGUGACGACGAAGUGGUUGUCGGAGAAGAUGAGGAUCUUGUCGACACUGCUACUUCGGAUCAUGGUAGUUCUAAAAUGAAUGUAAAAUUUGAGCCCAGUCUCGUUAAUGGACUGGAGCAUGAGACAAAAGGCAGUCCUACAGAUCAUUCUCUAGAUGAUACAGAAUUAAGCACACAGCUUGAAAAGGUUAAUCUGUCAGACAAUCUCUCGUUGUUUCAACCACAACAAGAACCACUUGCAGUCCAUAUGGAGUUAACUAAAGAUGCACGUGGUUCUCCUGUAAUGAAGAGUGAGAGUGUUCAUUCUGAACCUGUAAUUGCUCCUGUUGCCUAUGUGCAUGAGCUUAUUCCAGCGGAAGGGCACAUGAUUAAUCCAAUGACAGGUGAAGAAAUUUCAGGCGUUGAACCUAAUGGUACAAUCAAAGCCUUGGAAAAAAUGUUGAAAGAAGGAGUUGUAGGUGAGGCUGGACCCAUGUUUAAGGACGAGCAUCAAGAAGGUGAACUUGAUGCUCCGACAAUGGAUUCUGGUGCUGUCAACUCGGACUUCAAUGGAGUGAAUUAUUGGCGCAACGGCUAUUCACAGCCGGUUGUUGAGGAUUAGUUGCGAGGACAUAUAAUCCUAUUUCAGUUUGUUUGUAUAUCUUUGAUGGGUAUGACUUACCGAUCAGCGUGUAUUAGAAAUGGUUUCUUUAAGCCAGUGGUCUGUAGCCCAAUUGUCCGCCCUUUAGCGUGUCUCAUUAUACCUUCAUACUAGCAUUCAGUUGAAGGAGGCAGGUAAUUGAUUGACAAAGAUCUCAUUAUGUUUCCAAUGUCUACAGAGACUCGUCUGCAAUGCUGUACAUAAGUGGCUCCCAAUCAAUUACUUUCGCUGUAGUGGAACUGAUGGGAUUGUGCAACUACGUCCUUGUGUCGUAGCUCGUUGUCUGAAUAUAUAGCGUACCGGAUUAUGUACAGAUUUGCAGAUAGUGUAAUUCUAGCACAACUGUCGCGUUGCGAUUGAAUUCUACGUGAUUUCUAGCGUCAGUGUAAUUUGCCACUAUUACUAAUCAGGUAUGAAGCCGUUUUCAUUCCUGUUUCCUCAAAAAAAAAAAAAAAAAAAAAAAA
Physcomitrium patens is the source of this 3827-nucleotide messenger RNA. RefSeq lists its product as uncharacterized. Gene Ontology annotation, molecular function: protein phosphatase binding; protein phosphatase regulator activity. The record is from RefSeq and is a predicted model, not a curated record. NCBI's taxonomy places the organism in Eukaryota, Viridiplantae, Streptophyta, Bryopsida, Funariales, Funariaceae.